AUGUGUUCCGAAAUGCCGAAAGAAUUUCAAAAGACAACUGAAGUUUUACCUUUCACGAAAUACGGACUAUCAACAUCAGAAGAAUUUCGUAAAGUCGAGAAAGAUAUUCAGCAUUUGGAAUGGUUAAAAAAGGUCGGCUUAACAAAUGACGAGAUAAAACUAUACGAAGAAAACGAGGCAGGCCUCUUAGAUCAACGGAAGAAGGUUGAAUCCAGUGUUUUGAAGUCGAAAUUGGAAGGACUCUAUAAUAAAAUUAAUGAAUUUCAAAAUUCUUCAGGAAGCUGUCAAGAAAGCAAAAACGCUGCUGGCUCUGCAAAUCAACCAGCCGAUGAUAUAAUCAACAGAAUACAUAAACACCCACUAAAAUUCUAUCCAGAAGGACAUCCUAUGAAUGAACUUAAGGAAAUCGAAGAAGAUUUGUUCGGUCAUUUAAACAAUGAUAAUCUCAUUCCUAUUACAAAAAGACGUAAGAUUUUACGACGUCUAGAACGUAAAAAAGAGAAAGUUAUGUUACAACAAAAAGACCCCGGCAUCAAACCCAUCGAUCCCACACCAGGUCCGUCAAAAGUAAAGCAAGGAAGUUUAUGGGAUGUUAAAGAUAUAUCAGGAAAACGACCAAAGUCACACCAGGAUGUAAUAGGACCUAAGCAAAACACAAUGUACACAGUUAGAGACGAUAAAAUAGUCAGGUUGGAGCCAGUGCAGAAUGAAGAAGGCGAUCAAGAGUAUAAGGCUGUCGAUAUUGUAGUUCCAGUAAAUGCAGCUGAGGAACAACUUCUAGAAGGUACUAAGAUGUGCUUGGAUGAUAUUAAGAAGAUUGAAAGGUUCAAGGACUAUGAGCCAGGAAUACCUUCUAAAGUACUAUUCCUUAAAAAUAUUUCACCAUCAGUUUCACAAGAGCAGUUGAUGCUGCUCUUCAAUCAGUUUCAUUUGGAGAACGGAGGCCCUGUGGAUUUAAGACUGAUGACAGGAAGGAUGCGAGGCCAGGCCUUUGUCACUUUCCAAAAUGAGGACUUGGCCAUACAGGCUUUAGAGGAAGUAAAUGGAACAAUCAUGGAUGGACGUCCAAUAAUAGCUGAGUUUGGAAGAAACAGCAACAGAAUCGUAAUGGAGGAGAAUAGAUAAACAACUAUAAUUUAUAGUUUUAUUAUCUUUCUAAGUGUACCUACUCUUAGAAACUAAUUUAUAUUAAGUGAUAAAUAUAUACUUUUAUCCUAAGUAUAUUAAAUGUAAAUAAAGUAUUAUUCACAUUAGAAUAACAUAGUUAUAAAAAAAUAUAUUAUAAUCAUGCUCGUAAAAUCAUUGAUGUUAAGUCAGAUGUCUAGGUGUUUACAUUUUUCUAAUAUUAAUAGUUUUCAAGUAAAUGGUAUGUCACUGUGAAAUUACCUGUAUGUCUAAUAUUAACUGGAUUUUCUUAAAUUAAGAAUAUGUUACAGACUAACUGAAGUACACAUUUAUUAAUUCCUUA
Melitaea cinxia (Glanville fritillary) is the source of this 1468-nucleotide messenger RNA. Its product is annotated as RNA-binding protein 41-like. Gene Ontology annotation, molecular function: pre-mRNA intronic binding; U12 snRNA binding. Gene Ontology annotation, biological process: mRNA splicing, via spliceosome. The record is from RefSeq and is a predicted model, not a curated record. The coding region runs from base 1 to 1125 and encodes 374 amino acids. NCBI's taxonomy places the organism in Eukaryota, Metazoa, Arthropoda, Insecta, Lepidoptera, Nymphalidae. Gene Ontology annotation, cellular component: U12-type spliceosomal complex. The transcript is spliced from 5 exons.